Messenger RNA from Pocillopora meandrina, 5977 nucleotides. Lineage: Eukaryota; Metazoa; Cnidaria; Anthozoa; Scleractinia; Pocilloporidae. The record is from the annotation of a GenBank genome assembly.
AGGAAUACUUUGCUCGGACGAUCUUUCGAUUAGAGCAUAUAACCAUGAGAUCUCUCUCUUGGCUUCUCUUUACGAUUUUCAGUUUGUUAUCGUCGUGUUUACUGCUCGUGAGAACUUCAGAAACUGACGGAGUCGAGACCCAAGAUAGCGCUUCAAUACCCGGUCAUCUAGAACCGCUUGGUUCAAGAAACACAAAGCACUCUUUGGAAGUAAUCCAGAAUUAUCCCGACCCAAAAACCUUCUUUGAGACAUAUGUGGUUCCUAGCAAGCCAGUUCUCAUUCAAAACGCCGCAAAAUUGUCGACAGCCUUUUAUAAAUGGAGUGAUGAAUACUUCUUGUCUCGUCCCGAAGCGAGCAAAGAAAAAAUACAAGUAGAGAAAAGAAAGAAAGAGGAACGGACAGGACCUUACGAGGAAAUUCCCUUCAGCGAAUUCGUUGAAGGUUACAAGGAGAAAGAUAUCUAUAUGGUGAGCUCUGUUCCCGAGUUUAUGAAGUAAGUUUAAAUGAAGUAAGUUUAAGCCAAUUUUGUGGCGAUUCUUUUCUCUGCUUUAUGUUAUUUGUUUUAUUAGCAAUUUCACUACUCUCAUUUAGUUAAAAACUAUGCUUCUCCGUGCUGUUUCGACCGGGCCAAUAUAUACGAGACACGUCAUUAUCUUCUUGCAUUUUUGUAUUUACGUCAGUUAGUUUGGGAUUCCUGUCUAGCCCGAUCUCAGGGACAGGUUUACAUCGUAGAAUCGAAAACACCUGCGGUGGUUUUAGGACUACCAAAGUCAUUUGAAUACAUCCUAAGCUCAACAAAUUAGAAAAAAAACGGCAUCGUUUAAGCUCUCAAAAUAAUUUCAUCUAGUAAUAAUAUUAUACCGCUCUUCCCAAUACACCUGCUCCGACGCAUAGGAAAUAUCAAUUACAUGUAGCAUUAAACAAGACAAAUUAUUUGUUCUUCGUGCUAAAGUAUUUGAUGUUGUAAUAAUAAUUUUGCGAUUUCUUUAUAGUUUAAGGUAGAAUUACAUUUAAAUGACAGAGUUAUAUUUGCUCUCAAUUUCAAAUUUUCUUUCUUUCUCAGAAGCGAUGUUCUUCUUCCCUCUCCUUUGUUGUGCCGUGAUGUAACAGAAACGUCGGACAUGUUAACUGAUGCUGUGAGUUUAACUUCUUGUUUUAUAUUUCUGUUUCUUUGGAAACCAUAAAAUGAAUCUUUCUUUGAUGGAUGUGUUUUAGGUGAUGUGGUUUAGCAGCGGAGGAACUAAGUCUGUUCUACAUUUUGACGAUGGACUGGAAAACAUCAACUGCUUGUUUGCUGGGACAAAGGAAUUAUUAUUCAUAGAUUAUCACAAGUAUAAACAUGUGGUAGGAAGUGAGAACAUGAUAUUGCUUUGAUAAAAAAUGAUAAAAGCUGCCUGGUUUAUCGUUCGUAAAGUGAGGGCUGCGAUACCUCCUCCACUGAUUUAUAUUUUGACUUUUUUAUGUUUAAGUAAUUAAACAAUAGCUUCCAUUCGGGCUGGAAAAGUGCUCAGAUAUUUGUCCACGGACAUUUUCUGUUCCGAAAGAAACAGGUUUCCGAGAGCAAAGCUCAAGGAAAGCUGUGCGCUCCGAAUAUUAUUAACAUAUUGAAAGACUCUCAUGACACUGGACGUGAGGUGGAUGAUUAGGAAUUUUACCAGAUCUUCCCCUACAGUUUUAGACGCGGCAUAUUUGCUUACCUGACACGAUUACACCAAUCUUGCUUUAGCAAAGACUUUUUAUACUUUUUAUAGAUUUUAAUGAGUGAUAUUUCGAGAGCACAUUUUUCAACCACCACAAGGACGUUGAUGUUGAUGUUUCGUUCCCGACCAACCUUUUUGACAGUAGUACUCUUUCUUGCUGAAUCCGCUCAAAAAUUUAGCCAAUACAUUUAGUUUCAGUUUUAAAUCGUGUAUCCGGGUUUUGACACGCAGAUAGAUUUUGCUGCACCCAUAAAUUUCAAGUUUCAAGGUGAUAUAAACAGAUGAACGUAAAUAACAUCUCUAUACUGUAUAAUUCAUUUACUUUAUAGUUCUACGUAAAAGGAAGUGAUACGGAAACAUGUGCUCAUUGAUAAUAAAUCAGGAGCUAUGACUUUUCAACUAAUAACAUUUGAUCGUGACAAACUGUAAAAGAUAGGUUUUCUCUCCAGGUUCCCAUCGACUUCCCGGAAGGGAGAUACUCUGGUGUUGAUGUUGAUAGGUAAUCCUACUCUGUCUCACAUAAGACGUACUCCGAAAUAAUUCAUUUUUCUUUCCUGUUCAGCGAGAGAAAAGUUGACUUUUUCAUUUGCAAAAUAACAUAAAAGGCUUUCAAGCUGGCUGCAGCCAUAAUUCAGAUAAUAAAACUUACCUGGAUAAAAGUGAAAAGAAGCUUUUGGGAUUAUAGUGGCUGAACCAAAGGGAGAGUCAAGGUGGGGGGGGGGGGGGGAUACAUACCCCUUUUCCUUCGGACCUUUGGGUUUCUUCAGUUACUUGUCUGACACCAAAAUUCUUGACACGACAGGAUCACAGGUUAAUACUCAACCUGAAGGUUUUAACAAUUAUUUGUCUUGAAAUAUUUCUUAUCUUCUUUAGGCCCUCGAGUGGAAAAAAAUCAGUAUAUUUUCUGUAUCUCCCUGAUCCAUCGUUGAGUCACGCUUUCUUUACACGACUAGUUACAGCACCUCACACGAUAGUUGAAAUUCUCCUUUUUAUCUACUGAUAAUGUUGUGUAUUUAUUUUUGUUUUCAGAGUAGACUUUGUGAAGUAUCCUGGUCUCAUUGAUGUCGAAUACUACAAUGUGACGUUGAAAGCCGGAGACUGUUUGUAUAUCCCUCACAGAUGGUAACUAGAAAAUGAAUAACUUGAAUAACUAACUAAUAAAGCCAUGUUUUUGUUGCCGUUAGGUAGAAUUGUAUAGAAAUCAAACUGAAUACUGAGACUAAACACAAUAUACACCUACAAACAGAAAAAUAAAUUGGUUGGGUCACAGUAAAAUUUGUACCCUCAUUAACAGUCAAUUUUCUCUAGGCCUCUUUCCCCCCCCCUCCCCCCGCUCUGUACUCUUAGCGACGACUGAUCUCCCCUCCCUUCUUUUUGAAAACCAAGUAAUCCCCACAAAAUCUUCUGAUUCCCACCCCCCUGGAGACAGUGAUCCCUAUGUGGUAUAUUCUGACUGUGAACAUGGCUUUCAAUCGUUAAACGAGUCUCUAGAUGACUGAACGAGUCUCUGGAUGACUGAGUUAAGUGACAAUUAUCGUGUAUAGAUCCUCAAACGCGAAAAAUAAAGAUAAUAAUAAUAAUAAUAAUAAUAAUAAUGAUAAUAAUAAUAAUAGUAAUGAUAAAAAUUACAAUUCAUUAGUACCAGUGACGGUGUCUCCCGUGCGGUCAUCAACUCUCUAUUCGGAGUAUGUACAUUCGUGGUACCAGAAAAACUGCUACCUUACCAGAGGUGUUCCUUCAAUGAAAGAAACAGAUCUAAAAUUUAUAGGCUAGGGGGCACUGGUUUCCCCCGGAAAUGAUGUAUCUAUCCCUUAAAUGUAUAGGUUUUUUCCCUAAAUAACUGAGUACUUAAUCUUACAUUUCCUAACCUGUUGGCUUUGACCUGAAUUUGCCAGUUUUUUUUUAACUCUUAUUGAACUGUCAUCUGUAGAUAUAAAUACAGAGAAGACUUGCAUUUAAUCCUAAUUAUCUUUGAUCUUUAGAUUUUACAACUCAUAUGGCGAUUAAAUUCAGUUCCAAAACAGUAGAUGGCGUGUGUUGUUCUUGGUUGUUUUAGGUUUCACCAAGUUCGUUCAUAUGAUCGCAACAUAGCAGUUAAUCUAUGGUGGCAGCAUAAAGCAAACUUCGUUCCAAAGGAUUGUGAAGGAAUGGAACAAAAUCAAACCCUGGAAAAAUUUACGUUCACCACUCUAGAGAAACUCAUCGAACAACCAGAGGAAACUUUGAUGUAAGUAAGAUGGAUUGAUGCACUUUUAAUUGGUUUGUAAGGCAGGAUUUCGGAUUCAAUUUUUCUUUGCAUGGGAGUAGCCGUUUUUAUUACUUUUGAGGAUGCGUUCGUUUUCUUGAAGAUCGUUUAAUAAGUUGAAGAAACACGAAGUACAUCUUUUUCCUACUCAGGUUACCCUAGGUGCGAAAAAGGAGUAAAUUAACCCUUUGAGAGAUGCUGCCACAUGAUGAAAACGUGCAAGCUUUUGGCGUUAAAUUCUGCUCUUAGUGGAUGCAAUAAGAAACAUUUUACUGACGCCUAAGAACCGGAAAAUUUCAGUGAGAAAUGACCAAGGACUCAUCGUGCUGAGUAAACUGCAUCUUUGUUUGCCUUACAGGAAUCAUUUGAAACACUUUCUCGGCAAGAAUGACCACAUUUCAUUCAAGACAUUUGUCAAAAAACUAAGAAAGGUACAUAUAAGAUGCACUAAAAAAAACCAAUGCUUCGAUGUGAUCAAUAUGUAUUCAUUUUUUUUAUGUAAAACUGUUAAUCUGGAUUUUCGUUCGAAACAGCUGACCGACUUUAAUAGUACCACAAAAAAGAGAACAUAUUGAGUCCAUUGUUUUCUUUUAUGGUAAUACUGAAAUAGAUAUGUACCCGUAUCAAAAAUAUGUAGAGUACAGCAUAGCAACAAAGGGGCACUAGAAAGGAUUAAAGUGGAACCUUAAUUUUUUUUAUUUUUUAUAAAAAAAAACAGUAUCAGAAAAUUGAACCAUUUUAGAAAAAUCAACUUCAGAAAGGAGCUCAUUACUAGGUAAUAGGCUCCUAUUUCAGACAAAUGGAGAAGCUCUAGUUAGCUCAAUAUUUUCUGAAGGGCAUUUAAACUUCUUUGGUUUUUGCUUGCCGGUAAAGUUUUUCGUUUUCGUUUAUCUUUCUCUCAUAAAGUUUCUCAGUCUCUCUGCUCUUGUUUGUUAAAAUCGCAACUGACGUUAAUCAUUUCCUAUAGCGCUUUGUUUCGUUACAUUUUUACCUUAAGUCCAAUUGACGUUGCCCAAUGAUGCGAUGCACUGAUCGUAAUGAUCACGUGACUACCAAAUUUUCUUUCUUUUAGGAUCCUUAUUUUGGUAAUAAUAACACCUUGACGUGGACCGAGGACAUGAAAUCAACAACCAAAAAGGUACCAUUAAAAAACGUCACCAUACUGAAACAAACAUCUUCCUCGUAAAUCAUUGCGCUUACUGUACACGCUCACUUCCUUAAAUGAGGGAAGUUUUUUAUUCGUGGUUCGUCUAAAAAUGUUGUAGAAGCCGGUUUUGGUAAGUUAAAUGUUACAUUCAUACCCUGAUUCUCGACAAAUCUAUUUUUUACACCACCCAGCUCUUCAAAUUGAUGGACACAGACGAGGACAAGUCUUUCUCUUCGGCUGAUCUUGAAGAACUAGUAAAAGCUGAUGAUGUAAGUGCAACUGGAAAGAGAAGGGCAGUUAACCUAAAUAUUUUGCCACUCUAGGAAAAGAAGUGCGAUCAGAGGAACUCUGCUAUAUUAAAAGAGAGCAACAAUUGUAUUAUUUUGCUUUCAAGACGAAAUAAAUUCUAUUUUCUUGUUGCUUUGGUAUUAUUGGAAAUUUUUUACAGAAAAUGUAAGAGUUUCAGAAGCAUUGGUUGAAUUAUCAAUUGAUUAAUUUGAACUGGGUUAGGGGGAGAGCCUUUCGAAAAAUUACGUUUCAAAAUACCAACAGCUAGUCAGAAUACUAUCUUCAAAUUCUUGUCGUUGCAGAGUUAAUUUCGGUACAGAGACUAGUUGCUUCUUGUCUGUUAUGUUAACACUGAAUCUGAUUCAAUUUAGGAAACCAUACGCGCCCUGACAAAUGAAUACUUCAGGCUUGGUGACCUGAUGGAGCACGCUCAGGAGAAACUUCAAGAAAACAAUGAGUUGUAUGAAGAGGAUUAUGAAGACGGUGCAGGAGAUGGAGAUUAUGACAUUCAGCCAGUGAAAAGGUCUGGAAAACAAAACUCCAAAGAGGAACUUUGAGGAACAGUUUAGAUAUGAAAUAAACAACUUUUUCAUAGCA